UUGUAUCUUAUAACUUUCAAAAUAACUUUAAUACUGAUGCAGUACAUGGUAAAUACAAUGUACCUAUAUACGACUAUAUCUAUAUUAGUACAUAAUACAAUACGCAUUUAUUCUAAAUGAACACAUAUUGUCCGGUUACAGACACAGCGAUAAUAUAAACCGUCCAAGUCGACCGCAACAUGAUGCGGUUUAUAACAGCCGCAGCGGUUAAGGCGGGUUUCCACUAUACACGAACGCGUGUACGUGCAUAGAAGUCCUUUGCUGGGUUUGGUUGGUUAGGUUAAGUUACCACACGAUACCGUAACCACGAUACCGUGUUGUUGGACAUUUUUCGUGUACACGGCAAACGUGUAUAGUGGAAACCCGCCUUUAUUUUAGGAUAGUGGCGGUAUAAUUCAAAACGAUGUUUUUUGAUCGAACGGGACAAGCGGAUGAUUUCUACCGCUGCGGCGCUAGAAUUCUGCGCGAAUCCCGAGUACCAGGCAGUGUGUUACCAGACCGACCAGUCACCGCACGUUCACACUAUUCUAAAAUAAACGCUGUGGCCGUCCGGUUAAAAAAUAAACCGCGUCGUGUUGCGGUUGUACCUAUAUCAAAACGCAUUUGAAACAAUAGUCUAUCACACUGACGUACGUAACCGGACGGGUCGCAUCAUUGCGUGCCUGAUAUUAUUUUUUAAUUUUUAUUAUUACCACAAUAGUACCUAAUAAUAUAACAUAUUUUAAAUACAUUGAAAAAAUGUUUGAUGUGGAUAAAUUCAUUAAAUGUAUUCAUAACAAUAAUGCGAUUUGGGAGACAAGUUCGAAACAAUAUAUGGACAAGAAUAUGAAAACCCAAAGUUGGGUAAAUGUUGGACAAGCUGUCUAUGAAGACUGGGACGAGUUAUCAACUACCGAAAAAGAUGACCGAGUAAAAUAUUUGAAAAAUCGUUGGAGGCAUAUACGUGAUGGGUAUUCUAAAUUUUUAAACCAUGGUAAAAAAGGAAAAUCACCCAAGAAAAAAAAAUUUGCUUACUCAAAGUCCUUAACAUUUUUACAACAAGUUCUAAUAAAAAGAAAAAUAUCAAGUAAUAUAGAAAAUCGUGAAAAUAAAGAUAACGAGGACAACAUUUCGAUAAGUGAAAAUGAAAUAGAAAAUACUGAAGAACCGUUAUCAACGCCAAUGGCUUCAACUUCUAACGCAGCUUGUUCAAGCAUAAAUACUACAGCGGAAAAAAAAAGAACAUACCUUAAUCCAUUUAAAACCGCAUUACUGGAAUGUUUUGCAGAUUCACUAAGUAACGAGAAUGAUAUUGACCCUGAUAAAGCAUUUCUUCUUUCGAUCUUACCAGAUUAUAAAAGUUUGGAUCGAGCAAAAAAAAUAGAUUUUCGUCAAUAUAUUUUAGACUUCUUUAAAAAUCAAAAUUCCUCUACUCUAUAAAACACACAUCAAUCACAAUUCACAGCUAAAUUAAUAUCAAUAUUAUUCAAAAUCGGUAUACACUGAUCAGCUACCUCAUCAACCAUUUACAUCAUCGACUAUCCACUGCCUCAACAAUAUCAACAUCAGUAUCAACAUCCACCAAACCAAGACCACGUAAUCUUCGCAACAUCAUUUUGAUGUACCUGCACCACAGAAUAGAUGCCAUUUAUUAGAUUUAAUCUAUUCCUUGCACCUUCUUAAGUAUCUGUUUAUCCCAUUAAUAAUGUAUCAGAACUCAGAAGAAACUCUAAGACCAAUAACAAAAUAAUAUAUUUGUUUCCCAGACCAUUUUUAUUAAAAUUUUUUCCAAAGAGACUUUUUUUCAGUUUUUAAAAUGUAUUAAUUAACAGC
This is a messenger RNA of Acyrthosiphon pisum (pea aphid), 1812 nucleotides long. RefSeq lists its product as uncharacterized. Bases 739 to 1419 code for a protein of 226 amino acids. Gene Ontology annotation, biological process: regulation of transcription by RNA polymerase II. Gene Ontology annotation, cellular component: nucleus; transcription regulator complex. Lineage: Eukaryota; Metazoa; Arthropoda; Insecta; Hemiptera; Aphididae. The record is from RefSeq and is a predicted model, not a curated record. The transcript is spliced from 3 exons. Gene Ontology annotation, molecular function: DNA binding.